Rhizophagus irregularis DAOM 181602=DAOM 197198 is the source of this 1512-nucleotide messenger RNA. The record is from RefSeq and is a predicted model, not a curated record. NCBI's taxonomy places the organism in Eukaryota, Fungi, Glomeromycota, Glomeromycetes, Glomerales, Glomeraceae.
AUGCGAGCUGUCGCUCCUGCUGGUAUUAAUGCAUUUUUUACAAAUCUAAAAGACAUGUGGCUGGAGCGUGCUUCCAAUUUAAAUGGAAACCAAAAUUAUCAGAAUAAUUCUUCAGCUGAGAUUGAAAAGUUAAAUUCCCAAAUAGCUUCUCUACAGGCCCAACUAGCACAACCGGCUCAAGUACACCUCCAGAAUAAUGAAGCCUCCGCUAUUUUUGAAAAGUUAAAUUCCAAAAUAGCUUCUUUGGAAGCACAGUUAGCGGAAUCAAUGCAGGUGCAUUCUAAACUUGCCCAACGCUUACAACUACCUGAAAAUGUAAUUAAUUCGAAUAAUGCUUCAAUCCUUGAUAGUCAUAUUAACCAAGAAUUGGAAAAAAGAUUAGGAGUAAUCGAAAUUAAUUUAGCCAAACUCACCAAACUCAUAAGAGAAGAUACCAAAUCAGCUCAGUAUCAGUAUUCAGAAUCCUCAGACUAUAAUAAUGGAGGAUUGGAAAAAAGAUUAGAACGAAUUGAAGCCCACUUAGCCAAAUUUGAUAGAAAUAAUACCAGAGGUGCCAAAACAUCUCAGCAUUCCAAAUCCAGAAGUAGUCGAGUUCAUAUGGCUACAGUAGAUGAACAGUCUGAUCCCAUUUUUUCUGAUGAUGAUACAUCAAAAUCUGAGGACAAUGAUUAUAACUCUGAUAAUUCGUCAGCCGAACCCGCUGGGCAACGUGGAUAUCCCGAUAAAUCCUCAAAGUCUAAAGUCUCUAGUAAAUCUGAGCUUUGUAAGGUAAAGCAAGACAAUAAUUUGUCUUCCACCCAUAAUGCUUCAUCAGAUAAAGAUAGUCAUGGUAAGCAUGUGUCUUUAGAAGAAACUAUUCGAAAAAUCAUUCAGAUCGAAUUUGAGAAUUAUCUUCUGUACAUAAUUCAGCAGGCUAAAAAGUGUGUACCUGCCUCAGCUCAAGAUUCAGAUGAAGAGGAUAUUUUGGAUGGACCUAUGGAGAUAAAUUUUAUUCGGAAAAAAGAACCCGCCACAGAUGUUGUCACCGUUAAAUGUAAAAUUAAGCGUCUAGUGAUUCUGGCAGGUACAGUUGAUCCUGGUGCUAAUUUUCCGAUCAUGUCUGAAGAUAUAUCUGAACAAUCAAAGCUGAAAAUCGAUACAAAAGAAAAACAUGACCUUAGAGGCAUCGCUACCAUUCCUAUAGAAUCUCUUGGUACUGUCCGAAAUGUCCCAGUAAAUUUUGCUCCCGGAUGUACUAUAUAUGCUGAUUUUGCUGUAAUUAAGUAUCCUAAGCCGAUGCUAAUUUUACCCAACACACUUCUUGAUAAAUAUAAUUAUGAUUUACUUGCAUCAAAGCGGGAAUUGAGACUAGAGUGUAAUGGUAAGGAAUUUUUUAUCCCAAUUAAUAUGCAUAAGGUUAAGAACAAGCUCGAGGUGAAUUGCGCGAACAUUACUCCUGAAUGUGACGAUUCCAUGAUCCCGGACUGCAUUUCACAGGACUUAAGUGAGGAUGGCGCAUUAAAAAAAAAGUGA